Micropterus dolomieu (smallmouth bass) is the source of this 7527-nucleotide messenger RNA. RefSeq names its product endoplasmic reticulum metallopeptidase 1-like. Gene Ontology annotation, biological process: proteolysis. Gene Ontology annotation, molecular function: metalloexopeptidase activity. NCBI's taxonomy places the organism in Eukaryota, Metazoa, Chordata, Actinopteri, Centrarchiformes, Centrarchidae. The record is from RefSeq and is a predicted model, not a curated record. The transcript is spliced from 15 exons. The coding region runs from base 217 to 2880 and encodes 887 amino acids.
GCUAAGAUAACCAGCCGUCUGCUGUCAUUAAUUUCUCACUAAUUGGAUUUUAUGGGAGUGACAAUAGCAGCAUGGUAAAUCCCCUCGCCUCCUCCUCGCGUCUCGGCCGCCCGCCCUCUCAUUGAAUAUUGUCCUUCGGCGCGAUCCGUCGGUCGAUUUGGAAAGCAGCGACGCCUGAAAGCGACGCUCGCAGCUGAUGUACCGCUGGCACAGAAAAUGGAGAGCGACACCGCUGUCAGGAGAAUUAAACACUUUGGGACACAUAAUUAUGUAGCGGUUAACGACGGUUCCCGCGGCCGGUGCGGGAAUAACAGCUACAACGGUGACCCGAAGAGGAAGCCCGAAGUGAAGCUGUACUUGCUGCGAGAAGGACUGGCAGCCUCCCUGGUCUCUGUGUUUAUUUUGGUGCUGUGGGGACUUGUUCAUUUCUCACUACAGCAGCUCGUCAUUGGGACACCGUCCGGCGAGUUCAGCGCAAUGAGAGCCAGACAGCACUUGGAGCAGAUCACCAGCGUCGGCCCACGGCCAGUGGGCAGCCCGGAGAACGAAGUCCUGACAGUGGAGUACUUGUUGGCAGAAAUUGAGAAAAUCCAGGUUGAGACGGCAGCGGGCCCCCAUCAGCUAAUGGUAGAUGUGCAGCGUCCCACCGGCUCUUUUUCCAUUGACUUUCUUGGAGGCUUCACAAGCUUCUACGACCGUGUCACUAACAUAGCUGUCAGGCUGGAGCCUAAGGGUGGGGCACAGCAUCUCAUGCUAGCCAACUGCCACUUUGACACAGUGGCCAACAGUCCAGGUGCCAGUGAUGAUGCAGUGAGCUGUGCAGUAAUGCUGGAAGUCCUCCAUUCUCUGGCCAACCAGUCUGAUUCUCUUAAUCAUGGAGUUAUUUUCCUCUUUAAUGGAGCAGAGGAAAAUGUUCUGCAGGCCAGUCACGGUUUCAUUACUCAGCAUCCGUGGGCCAAGCAGGUGCGAGCCUUCAUUAACUUGGAGGCUGCAGGUGUUGGGGGCAAGGAAGUUGUUUUCCAGACAGGUCCAGAGAACCCGUGGCUGGUCCAGGCCUACGUUAAUGCAGCCAAACACCCCUUUGCCUCUGUGGUCGGCCAGGAGGUCUUCCAAAGUGGUAUCAUCCCCUCGGACACUGACUUUCGCAUCUACAGGGACUUUGGUAACAUCCCAGGCAUUGAUUUGGCUUUCAUUGAAAAUGGUUUCAUCUACCAUACCAAGUACGACACUGCAGACAGGAUCCCGACAGACUCAAUACAGAGAGCCGGCGACAACAUCUUGGCAGUCCUGAGGUACCUGGCAAACUCAGAGAAGUUGGCUGAUUCCUCAGAGUACCGUCAUGGCAACAUGGUAUUUUUUGACCUAUUAGGAGUAAUUGUGGUGGCUUACCCAGCCCGUGUUGGAACCAUCCUCAACUACUUGGUAGCCACAGCCACCUUCAUUUAUCUGGCAAAGAAAGCCUCACUGCCAGGCAACAGAGGUGGUCGCUAUGUUCGAGAUCUGGCCUGUGCCACAGGUGUAACAGUCCUGAGCUGGAUCGUCACCCUGAUGUCAGUACUGAUUGUAGCUCUGCUAGUCACUCUGCUGGGCCGCUCCAUGUUUUGGUACAACCAUUUCUACGCCUCCAUCUGUCUGUAUGGGGCUGCUGCCACAGGCAAGAUGCUCCUCAUUCACACGCUGGCUAAGAACAUUUACUUUGGGGGUGUCCGUUUGGUGGAGUUGGGUGAUCUCUACUUUGACGUUAGCUUGUUGCUGUGGUGCUGCAGCCUGGUGUGGCUGACCCAGCUGGGCCUGUGUUCGGCCUACGUGCCCAUGCUGAUGGUGGCCUUCCCCCUGGCCACCAGACUGCUGCUGGCGAAAGAAUUUAAACAUAGAGGAGCGUCCCUGAAGUACACUGUGCUCUAUCUGUUUGGCCUGGCGUUGCCAUAUGUCCACUUCAUGUUCCUCAUCUGGGUGGUGUUUGAGAUUUUCACACCCAUCAUGGGUCGCAGCGGCACAGAAAUACCCCCUGAGCUGGUGCUGGCUUCCCUGGUCACCCUGGCAACAGUCUUCCUCUCCUCCUUUUUUCUGCAUUUCAUCUACUUGGCACGGAGCACUAAGUGGAUCCUGGCUGGUCUGGGCUCAGUCUUCAUUGUCACGUUCAUGUUGGUGUCCAGUGGGCUCCUCUUUCCUUAUUCAGGAAGUCCAGACAGCCCGCGGCCCAAACGAGUCUUCCUGCAGCAUACAACGCGGACCUUCUACAAUCUCCAGGGCCAAGUGGAGAGCCGGGACUCAGGUCUGUGGAUCAACAGUUUUGACUACACAGGUAUACAGCACAUCACCCCACACAUCCCUGAGAUCAACGACAGCGCUCGCGCCCACUGCCAUCAGGACCGACCCUUUUGUGGUUACCCCUGGUUCCUGCCAGUGAAGUUCCUCAGCAAGAAAAACUGGUACCUUCCUGCUCCAGAAGUGUCUCCCAGCUCUCCAGUGGAGUUCAGCCUGCAGUCCAAAGAAGACACCAGCUGGGGGACCAUCAAGAUGACCUUCAGCGUGAAAGGCCCCAGUCACAUGUCUUUGUAUCUGAUGCCUCACCGAGGAGCCACCCUCUCUACCUGGUCCUUCGGUGACGGGACGCCUCAGCUAGAUCUGAGUGGAGAAUAUUUUGUCUUCUAUUCCCAUGGCCUCGACGCUCCCACAUGGACCUUCUGGUUUGAAAUACAGCCUCCCAGGGACCCGGACCCAUCAGGCCCCGAGGGGAUGAUCUCUGUUGCCAUCUCCUCCCACUAUUUCUUUGGGCAAGACCAGAGGACUGCUCAACUGGAGGAAAUCCUCCGUAGGUUCCCCGCAUGGGCUUUUCCUUCGUCUUGGGUCAGUACCUAUGACAUGUACCGAUACUGAGGGCGCCACACAUCAGAGGCUGACACUGAGAAGAGCUGAGGACUGCAGGGGCCCGGAGACAGACAGAUGAUUUAAAACAACAAUACUGAGGACCAGCCCUGCUGCCUUUUCACUCUGACACAAACACACACACACCCUCCCAGCCUGCCUGAGAGAACCCCCAUCACUGUGUCAGUAGGCUUAGUAGCCUGCCAGAGGUAGGCUGAUCCGAAAGCUUACAGACUGACUAACUCACUGUCCAACGGCCAUCACAAACCUCAUGCUCACCCCGGGGAUAAUGAAACAAAGGGGUUAUGAUUUAUUUUGUACUCAAUUUGUUGUGCCUUUGCUUUACUCACACUCCUCCUCACUUUCCCCCUUGCUCACUCCCUCUCAUUCUAACAUGCUAACAGUCUUCCUGUAUGAAAAAUGUCACAUGGCUACCUCCCCUGCUCCCUCUUCAUCAGCAAACCACUCGGGCCAUUCUCAGAGUGGCCCGAGUGGUCCUCUGGCGUCCUCUGCGAAAAUCACACACCCGCAUUCUGCACUGUAGGUGUAGUAACAUACUGAUGGAUCUGUUUGGGAAGGGGAAAGAAGUUUUUUUUUUUUUGAUCCCACCGCCGACUUUAACUGGAAACGUUGACAUCUUCAAAGUCGCUUUUCACAAACACACACUACUACAUACUAUGAGAAAAUAGUUUUUGUAUUAGCUCAUCAGUUAACUGUGAAAUUUCUCACUAUCAUUCCUCAUUAACACCACUGAUUAAGCCGCAGGUUGUUCCCCUGUGUUUCAUUUAAGAAUGCCAAAAAUCUUCUUGAAUUGUCAGAGACGCUGGCAUGCAGAUGCAGAAAACUGUGCCUGUUAAAUUAAACAGAUGGCUAAAAUGUACAAUGUCAACAUGUCCUCUUUAAAGGAGUAGCCUUCAUGAAGGUUUUGCGCUGAGGGCAUAUUUUGAGGUCUGAGUUUUCCCUCUGAUGUGUAACUUUGGGGUUGUGUAAUUGUAACUGUAAUAGUAUUUGUACAUGUUUUCAAACUUCACUUCUGCUCUUGCUACGGGCGUUCUCCAGCAGCACCAAUGAAUAUCUUCUUGCGAUGAAAGAAAGUAGAGACACAGUGAUUCAUUUAUCAAUAAGUUGAUCAAAAGAAAAUAACCUGCAACUAUUUUAUUGUUCGAUUAAUUGUUUCAGUUUGUCGGACAAAAACAUCUUAAGACUUUUGAUUAUGGGAAGAAAAUUGAUCAAGAAAACAAUUGUCAGUUGCAGACCUAAAAGAAGGUAUCGAGUCAUGGACAGUAAAUGUACAUCUUGGCUGCAGACCAAGAUAAGUUAAUCAGACCUUGAUGCAUCUUCAGUCAAUUGAACCACUAAAAUCACAUCAAAACAAAAAAAACCAAAUAAUCUCUGCUGUAGACAGUAAUUCUUUAGUGAAGUGUGAAUGGAGCUUGUGAGUUAGCUGACCCUGCUAUUUGACUCCGUGUUUCAUCUGAGAAACAUAUGGCUAAUUAUAGACCCAGUGAGGAGUUGCACUGCGCUCAGCAUUUCAUUUCCAUUCUCUCCAAGUUGUGCUAAAAUGUGUCUUAGAAAUGUAUAAUUAUGCAUUGGUGCUGAUGCAACCAGCUUAAAGUGUUAACUAUAAGCUAUAACCACUCAUUUUUGUGAUGUGAUGCUAAUCUUAUAUUUCACCGAUGUGGAGCUGCAGCUUCUUUUGUCUUGAGCCUAAGUAUCACAAACUCAGUCCAGUUUAUAUGACAUGGCAUGUUACAGUUAGGGCCGGGUUUUACUUGAAAAGAAGUGGUUUGUACGAUGUGUCGUCCUCACACAUCAAAACAGCCAUCACAGAGAGGGGGAGGGGUGAUGUGGUUUAAAAUGGGGGAUAACAGGGCACAUCUUUAUACAGUCUCAUCUGGAGGACGUCCAUAGUGUUGCACUUUGUUGUUCCCAUGAGAAAUGAGUUGUGCCAAGAAUGGGGAAAAAAGAGAGCUGGAGAAAGAAGUUCAAUCCCUGUCCCCUUUCUGACCUCCACACAGCUGGCCAAUCACCACGUGAAGUGGGUGUGAAUGUCGGAUCGUCUGUUUCAGAGAGUUACAGAAAUUUGACCCGGGAGAGGGAGUUUCUGAAACUAUUCAACCGUCCGACAAGCACUUCUGACGGAGUAUACUGGCCCCUUCAGUAUCACCACUACCUCCACAGUGAUCACAACCGUGUCCGACAUCAAGAUAACAGCUGUUAAUGUUGUUGUAAAUGUUAAAGACUGGUUUGAAUGUUGUUGUUCGAAAGAUUUAAAUGAUUUGGUUAGAGAGAGAGAUUACUUUGAUGGGUUAUAAAGCAUCAUCAUGUUCACCUCUGUUUUCUGCUAGCAAAGUGGAUAUUUAUUGAUCUAUCCGAAGAGGUUUCCACAGCCUAUUGAAUCUCAUAGCUGUGUUAUCAGAAAAUCAGGACAACUGUCCUCUCCCUGCCUUCAGUACCACUCUGACUUGACUCCCCCUAUAUGUAAUCAUAAGUGGAAUCAGGUUGUCAGUUACUUGAGAUUGAUUUCUCUUGGAAGAUCAACUUAAGUAGAACCAUCUUUUGUCCACUUUGUGUUGCACCUGGUGACGUGUGGUAGUGAUCCAUAUUGUCUGUAUGUGAAUUGUUGUCUGUUGGAAAGUUUAAACCUAAAAACCAUCACAGCCUUCAACACUUCUUGGCAAGUUGAAAACAGAUUGUCCCACAAUGCUCAUUUGUUUGUGCAUAAUCUCACUACAAGGUCCACUCAGAAGCUAUUCUGGAGCUUUCGACUGUAUCUCAGGAUCAUGAUCAGCACGUGGAGUUGACUAGUUUGUCAUGGAAAUGUAGAUGUUCAAAAAGUUUCUGAUUUCUUGGCCAUGCCAGCUUAUAAAUUGAGAGUAAAAGUUGAAAGUUAAUUCUUUUUGCUGUUUCAAUCUUGUUUCUAAGCAUGAACAAAAACGAUCUGCUGAGGAAGAUGUUGUGAUAUAGAGCUGCUACUGAGUGGACCUUAGGGCGAUGUGUUUGGUUUUUUUCUUUAUCCAAAUGAUCUUCAUCAGCUGACAGGAGCAUAAAGACAUGUCUGGCCUCAGUGUCCCUUGAAUUUAAAUCAGACUGUAAGACGCAAAGAAGAAAUUCAUCUUAAAGGACCAAACAUGUGAUUUUGGUACAUUUUUGCCAUUUAAGACCGAUCAUACGUACUUCACAUAACUUCUGUAACAAACGGUGAAAGCAGCAUACUUGUUUGGAUUUGUUCAGGUUUGAUUUGCAUGUUGUGAUCGAGGGAAAAAAACAGAAAAAUAAAUUAGGAAAAAUAGUUGGCUAUAAUGUAAAUGUGCUAAAACAUGAGUAUGGUCCUUUUUAUCCAUAUUUAAUAAUUUCUUUCCCACACAGUCAUAAGUCAGCAAGAGCACCUUGCUCGCUGUCUGAGGUUUCAACUAAUUGUAUUUAGGUUUUGUAGUCCAUCAGUAGGGCAUGGAUAAGUAAUUAACCCUGUUGUUAAUGAAGCAGGCAAUUAUGUGUUUCUCUUUUUGGCUGACUCACAGCGUGUCAGGCUUUAAAGUUGCUCGUAUUAACCUCACCGUAACCUGGUCUGCACAGCACAGCAGUGCUUGGAAAUCUGAACCUUGAAUGUGUUUAUUUUUUCACAACAUGAACGUUUUUUCUUUACUGUGGACAGCAAAAAAGGAAUCGGGGCUUCUGAAUUGUCGUAUCUUUUGUUCUUUGAUUGAACAUCUAAUGAUGAGAAUCUGUUAUUGCAGCUGAAACAAGCAUGUAUUUGAAAAAGACCUCCAGCAAAAGAAACACACACACACUCUGUUGUGCACGUGCUGCUUUAAGUAACAGAAGAAGAUCUAAAUAAAAUUAUUCAGUUUAUAUGCAGUGUGUCUUUGGGAGAACAAGUUUUAUUAACAAAUGUAACUUACUAUUUUUCUAAAACUCUGCUUUGGUAUGUUUGACAAGCAUGGAAACAGAGGAGGUGGUGCUCCUACUGUUAGACUAAAGCGUACGUCGAGUGCUGCUAGAGAUCUUAACAGAGAGAGAAAACAAACUCCUUGUAGGAUAAAGUGAAUUUAAAUAGUCACUUGUCGGCAGAAUCUAAUGUAUUAAUAACUUAGUUUAGACUGAGUGGCUGACCAAGCGCUGCACAGUGUUUUUUUGUUGUUCAGAGUAAACUCAUACAUGGACGUAGCUUUAUCUUCGUCACAUGUAACCGUCACUCAUGCACACAAAUGUUAAUAUCAGCUUGGGAAAUUAACAGUUUAGCUGAAAUCUCUUCUGGGAUAUAUGUUGAAAUGUCUUAACGCCUGUUGUUGAUGAAUGUCCUUUUUUAUUUUUAUUUGUCAGUUUCGUUAUCAUUACCUGAACUGUGUUUUGACCAACACUAUCUAGGCCUAGUUGUUCAGUUUUUGUCCUGAAGGAUUUAUUUUUUUGAACAGGAUAGAUCAUUUGGUUCUUUUUCAUGAUUGAUUUAACACUUUUUUUCUGUCAAAAUGCUGUUUUUUGUUGUUUUUUUAAAUUACAUAUUUGUCUAUUGGAAUUAAGUGAUUGAUAGGACUGCUGCAGUUUGGACUGAUCUGGUUACAGGGUGUCCAUCUGUUGAAUGGACAGGAUGAUUUUACAUUAUACAAAAAGGUUGAAUCAAAUUAGGACUUACAGCAAUUAAAAUGUUCUUUACGUUAA